UCCUUGAAAUAUAAUUCAAUUUUUUUAAUAUUGUUUCUUGCGGGUUACAUGUAGAAAAGUAACUACAUAGAUAUGCUCGUUUCCUGCAUAAAUGAGCGGGUAAAGAGAAAGCCGAGCAUAGACGCCUUGCUAUCAGACAUUUGCAUCUCAACCUCAGCAGCACCAACUUAUCUCCCAGCUCAUCACUUCGAAACCCAGGACUCCACAGGAAAAGUGAGAGAAUUCAACCUCAUAGAUGGUGGCGUAGGUGCAAACAACCCGAUAUGCAAGGCUAAUUUUCCCUAUUGUUGUUUUAUGUGAAUCGUGAGUUGACGACUCAUAAUAUCAAAUCACUUAUUUGACGUUGUUCAAAAUAGACCGUGCUUGCGAUGGGGGAAGUGACAAAGGAGAUCAUGGGAGAAAGCUCGGAUUUCUUCGCCAUAAAGCCCAUGGAUUACAGAAGGUUUCUGGUGAUAUCACCCGGGACCGGCUCGCAAAAAGUCCAAAGGAAGCACGAUGCAAGUGAAGCUGCCAAAUGGGGAGUGUUGGGCUGGUUGAGCAGCAAGGGUGGGAGCCCGUUGGUCAAUGCGUUCAUGCAAGCGAGCGCCGAUAUGGUCGAUUUCCGCCUCUCCGCGGUCUUCCGGGCACUACACCUUGAAGCCAACUACCUCCGAAUCCAGGACGACACACUAAGCGGUGAAGUGGCAUCUGUCGAUAUCGCGACGAAAAAAAACCUGAACGGCUUAGUCAAAACCGGUGAAGCGCUAUUGAAGAAGCCAGUUUCGAGGGUAGACUUGGAGACGGGUCUAUUCGAGGCGUCUAAACCAGAGACUAAUGAAGAGGCUCUUAGAAGGUUCGCCAAGCUAUUUUCAAAUGAGAGAAAACUUCGUCAUGCGAGGUCGCCACAUGGACAUAAUUCCACGAAUUUGAAACGAUGCUAGUUGUGUAUAGGCAUUCUUCGAACUUCUUUUAUUCUUUCCAUUCUCCUCCAUUAAAAUUCCGAGGGGAAGCUUAAUGCACCAUUGGAUGUAACUUUUUUCAAUAUAGGACUUUCAGAUGAAUUUUGUGUA
This is a messenger RNA of Syzygium oleosum, 1049 nucleotides long. Its product is annotated as patatin-like protein 2. Gene Ontology annotation, molecular function: monoacylglycerol lipase activity; glycerophospholipase activity. Lineage: Eukaryota; Viridiplantae; Streptophyta; Magnoliopsida; Myrtales; Myrtaceae. The record is from RefSeq and is a predicted model, not a curated record. Bases 369 to 920 code for a protein of 183 amino acids. The transcript is spliced from 3 exons.